CGGGGCGCAGGGACCUGCUGGUUGCUCAGCUCGCGGCCCCGCCCGCGCUCAGCAUCAGCAACUGGGCUAUAUAACCCUAGCGCCCGCGCCACCGGGACACGAGGAAUUCGCCCACUCAGAAGGCACGGUGUCCCGAGGCUCCAAGGUUAUGAGAUCGUCACUGUCCAGGACCUUUUAAUAACAGGACGUGGAAACAUGACCAAAUCAUACAGCGAGAGCGGGCUGAUGGGCGAUCCUCAGCCUCAAGGUCCCCCAAGCUGGACAGACGAGUGUCUCAGUUCUCAGGACGAGGAACACGAGGCUGACAAGAAGGAAGACGAGCUCGAAGCCAUGAACGCGGAGGAAGACUCUCUGAGAAACGGGGGAGAGGAGGAGGAGGACGAAGAUGAGGACCUGGAAGAGGAGGAGGAGGAAGAAGAAGAGGAGGAUGACCAAAAGCCGAAGAGACGCGGCCCCAAAAAGAAAAAGAUGACCAAGGCGCGCCUGGAGCGUUUUAAAUUAAGGCGUAUGAAGGCCAACGCCCGCGAGCGGAACCGCAUGCACGGUCUGAAUGCGGCGCUGGACAACCUGCGUAAAGUGGUACCCUGCUACUCUAAGACCCAGAAGCUGUCUAAGAUCGAGACACUGCGCCUGGCCAAGAACUACAUCUGGGCUCUGUCAGAGAUCCUGCGCUCAGGCAAAAGCCCUGACCUGGUCUCCUUCGUACAGACGCUCUGCAAAGGUUUGUCACAGCCCACCACCAACCUGGUCGCAGGCUGCCUGCAGCUGAACCCCCGGACUUUCCUACCUGAGCAGAACCCGGACAUGCCCCCGCAUCUGCCCACAGCCAGCGCGUCCUUCCCAGUGCAUCCUUACUCCUACCAGUCCCCGGGACUGCCCAGCCCGCCCUACGGUACCAUGGACAGCUCCCAUGUCUUCCAUGUCAAGCCGCCGCCACACGCCUACAGUGUGGCCCUCGAGCCCUUCUUUGAAAGCCCGCUGACUGAUUGCACCAGCCCUUCCUUUGACGGACCCCUCAGCCCGCCGCUCAGCAUCAAUGGCAACUUCUCCUUCAAACACGAACCAUCCACCGAGUUUGAAAAAAAUUAUGCCUUUACCAUGCACUACCCUGCAGCGACCCUGGCAGGGCCCCAAAGCCACGGAUCAAUCUUCUCUGGUGCCACUGGCCCUCGCUGCGAGAUCCCCAUAGACAAUAUUAUGUCUUUCGAUAGCCAUUCGCAUCAUGAGCGAGUCAUGAGUGCCCAGCUCAAUGCCAUCUUUCACGAUUAGAGGCACAUCAGUUUCACCACUCCCGGGAAACGAACUCACUGUGCUUACAGUGACUGUCCUGUUUACAGAAGGCAGCCCUUUCGCUACAAUUGCUGCAAAGUGCAAAUACUCAAAGCUUCAAGUGAUAUAUGUAUUUAUUGUUGUUACUGCCUUUGGAAGAAACAGGGAAUCAAAGUUCCUGUUCACCUUAUGUAUUGUUUUCUAUAGCUCUUCUAUUUUAAAAAUAAUAACAAUACAGUAAAGUUAAAAAAAAAAAAAGAAAAAAAAAAAAAAAAGAAAAGAAAAUGUGUACCAGGAAUUUCGUGUAGCUGUAUUCAGAUCAUAUUAAUUAUCUGAUCGGGAUAAAAAAAAUCACAAGCAAUAAUUAGGAUCUAUGCAAUUUUUAAACUAGUAAUGGGCCAAUUAAAAAUAUAUAUAAAUAUAUAUUUUUCAACCAGCAUUUUACUACUUGUUACCUUUCCCAUGCUGAAUUAUUUUGUUGUGAUUUUGUACAGAAUUUUUAAUGACUUUUUAUAACGUGGAUUUCCUAUUUUAAAACCAUGCAGCUUCAUCAAUUUUUAUACAUAUCAGAAAAGUAGACUUAUAUCUAAUUUAUACAAAAUAAUUUAACUAAUUUAAACCAGCAGAAAAGUGCUUAGAAAGUAAUUGUGUUGCCUUAGCACUUCUUGCUUCUCUAAUUGUGAAACAACAACAACACAAAUUGCACAAUUUGAGCAGCCCAUCUCACUUUAAAGUCUCUCCCUCUCCCUAAAAUAGAAAUCAGACCCAUAACACUCAAGAGAUUUUUAAAAAGAGACAUGUUCCUUAUCAAAACAUAUCAAGUCAUUACUUGCACAA
Molecule: messenger RNA, 2106 nt
Organism: Acomys russatus (golden spiny mouse)
Lineage: Eukaryota; Metazoa; Chordata; Mammalia; Rodentia; Muridae
Gene: Neurod1
Product: neuronal differentiation 1
Biological process (GO): nervous system development; regulation of DNA-templated transcription
Molecular function (GO): protein dimerization activity
Source: RefSeq, a predicted model, not a curated record